Notodromas monacha is the source of this 1767-nucleotide messenger RNA. The record is from the annotation of a GenBank genome assembly. Lineage: Eukaryota; Metazoa; Arthropoda; Ostracoda; Podocopida; Cyprididae.
AUGUAUGGACACCAGUCCAUACUAGAAGCAGUCGCUCAGCAUGAAACCCUGAAAGAUAACGACCAAUUCAAUCGUGAUUUUGCGGAAUUGUUGAAUGUGGAAGAGCAUAAAGAGUUCUAUAGAAAUCUCCGCGUCGCGUCUGAUGGAGACUGGCUCUGCCUCCGGGAAUGUGGACAGGAUGAAGAGGGCCUGUCGUUGGCUCCAAAUUCCUUCUUUGAUCCUGCCAUCCCAGGACAAGAUCCCAUGAUGAUGGAGCAGAAAAACUUGAUCAACCUGCUGAAGAUAAUCGUCAAAGAGGUCAUCGAGUGUUCCAUGGUUCACGGAGGUGUGCUUGAGGCGGAUCAACUGCCUCUUCAACAUUUCCUGGCUGUGGUUGAACACGCUCUUCAGCACGGUUUGAAGCCAAAACGAGGUCUUCUCGGGCCUCGUAAAGAACUAUGGGAUUUGCUGCAGGAAGUAGAUCGUCUCUCCCCGGAUGCCCAGGAAAUUACCAUGAGUGUCCGUGAACUUCCCACUGUGAAGAGUUCGCAGGGUAGAGCAAGAGCUUGGCUGAGACUCGCGUUGAUGCAGAAAAAGCUGGCAGAUUACAUCAAGUGCCUCAUUGACCAUAGGGAUGAUGUCUUGUGUCAUUUUUAUGAGUCCAGAGCCUUGAUGAUGUCCGAGGAUGCGAUAGUUUUGACAGGACUAUUGCUCGGAUUGAAUGUGAUUGACUGCAACAUUUGUUUGAAGGAAGAAGACCUGGAUCUGCAGCAAGGGAUUAUUGAUUUCUCUGUUUACCUGAAGAAGCCAUCUGCAAUGAACCAUACAGACUUCCGCGAUUUAAUUGAGAUCACUGGGAAGCAAAUGGGUCCUGACAGCAUGGCUGCUUUGUUGGAUCAGAAAAAUUAUCUGGAAGAAGUUAAUCGUCAUUUGAGUUCGACUGUGUCCGACCUUCAAGCUCGCUUGGACACAAUGCACACCACGAACAAUCUCCUGAAGCAAGACGUGGCAAUUUCCAAAAGCCAAGUGCUGCAACUCGGCGAUGAAAACCGAAUGCUGAGAAGUCAGUUGCAGAAGGCCCAGAAACACGCCAAUGAUUCCAAGAGUUCGGAGGAUAUGUUGUUGAAUGGGAAGGGCUCUGCUGGGGACAAUGCCUUGAUUCGUGAAGGUGGCGACGGAGCUGCUUGUUCUCCACCUGUGGGCCUGGGUCGAAAUGAAGCCCUCAAUCACUCGUUGACCAUUGCUGACCUGAAGAAGAAACUCGCUGAUGAGGAAACCCAGUCUGCGAGGCUCCAAAGAGAGCUGGAUUUGCAAGCGAGUGUGCAUGGCAACAGCGAAUGUGAAUUUGAUAUCAGAUCCAAGAGCGACCGGAUUUCCAAGCUGCAAGAAAAGACUGUUCAAGUCGCUGCUGCGUUGAGCAGAUUGGAGCAGUAUGAUAGAGACAAAUCUACCCUGGAUGAACUGAGACGUUCUAGCAUGACGUCCAAAAUGUCUGCGGACCCUGUUACGUCUCAAGGGGUGGUCUAUUUCGAAUUCUGGUUCAGGAUGGUUGAAAGGUCUUUGUACUGGGACGCCAGGAUGAGUGAAAUUGACCCUAGAGCGGAAAUGGCUCGGAUUGAUAACAUCCUGCGGGAAUACGAUGCAGCCAUGCAAGGUGUGCAGGAGAUCAAAAAUGCCCUGGACGAAUUGUACGCCAAGCUGAUGCAGUUUAUCGAUGAAGCCCAAGCCCUGAUGCAGGAAGAAGAACAAGAACCGAUUUCCAGAGGCACUCGCUAUUGUUCUGGCUGA